Megalops cyprinoides (Indo-Pacific tarpon) is the source of this 1625-nucleotide messenger RNA. RefSeq names its product SH2 domain-containing protein 4B-like. Gene Ontology annotation, cellular component: cytoplasm. The record is from RefSeq and is a predicted model, not a curated record. NCBI's taxonomy places the organism in Eukaryota, Metazoa, Chordata, Actinopteri, Elopiformes, Megalopidae. The transcript is spliced from 8 exons. Bases 1 to 1269 code for a protein of 422 amino acids.
AUGAUGCAGCAGAUCCUCCAGGACAUGGUGAUUGAGCCGGACCUGCUGGCCGAGCUCAACGAAGAGCAAAAGCAGAUUCUCUUCUACAAGAUCCGGCAGGAGCAGGUCCGGCGCUGGAACGAGCGGGAGAGCCAGGACUCCAGCCCACCCGACCGUAUGGAGAAAAGUGGUGGGCGGGGGAUCCAGUGGCUGCUGGGAGAGGAUGGGGAGGUGUGGGUGUGGGUGAUGGGGGAGGCGCCGGGGGAUCGGCCCUUUGAGGAGAUUGUGGAGGAGCUGAUGGCAGAGAGAGCCAGGAGGCAAGCUCAGCAGGAGGCGCAAGAGCUGUGGCGGGUGAAAGAGGCGGAAAUCGAGCAGAAGUUCCGUGAUGCCAUGGCGAAGGAGAAAGCUCGCUUUGUAGCGGGAAAAUGGAGGGAGGAAACAGAGGACAGGAAAGCAGCCAAACAGGAAGAGGAUCGCAUCAGGGAGGAGCUAAAGAAAUGUGAGGAGGAGGAGAGGCAGCGUGGAGAGGAGGAGAUCCGCCGGACAGAGGAGAGGAGAGCAAAGGAGCUGUACAUCUCCCUACGGCAGGAGGAGAAGAGGAGCGAGAGGGAGGACAAGGAGUGGCAGGAACAGUUGCGGCGCUCCAAAGCAGCGGAUGAGGAGAUGAAGAGCAAGGCGAGGCGAGCGCGGGACGAGUACAAACGCCAGUCUCUGCGCGCCAUCGAGAAGGGGCUGGUGGCGGGUCUCAGCGGCCUCUUCCAGAAGACGCACCUGAACGGGGCGGGACAGCACCGCAGACACAGCGCCCUGAUCGAGCCGUCUGCCACGUCCUCUGCCGCACCCCCGGUCACCCCUGCUUGGGUGAGACCCCCCCGCCCAAACUGCCGUGAGUCCAUCCUGCGCUGGUUCCGAGAGGAGCAGAGGCCCAGGAGAGCCGGCUUUGAGAGAAACAGCAACAACAUCGCCCCCUGGUUCCACGGAAUAAUCUCGCGGCAGGAGUCUGAGGCCCUGCUGAUGAACGCUGUGGAAGGCUGCUUCUUGGUGAGGGUGAGCGAGAGGAUUUGGGGGUACACCCUGUCCUACCGCACAGCCAGCGGCUUCAAGCACUUCCUCAUCGACGCCUCGGGAGACUACUACAGCUUCUUGGGCGUCGACCAGAGCCGGCACGCCACACUGGCCGACCUCAUCGACUUCCACAGGGAGGAGGUGAUCACCACUUCAGGAGGAGAGCUCCUGCAGGAGUCCUGUAAACACAGAGGCUCCUCAGACUACGGGGGACUGUUUCAGUGACCCCUCUCCAAACCGACUGUUACCCCACACACCCUCACCCUGACCCCACCCCAUUUCCUUGCACACUUUCACUCUAACCCUGUACCUAAUUAAUUCACACACCCAUCCAAUAGACUGCCUCCCUCUACACCACUCCUCUCAAAUACACUGACCCCCCUCUUCACCAGUCUCACUCAGACAUUUUAAACCAUACACCCUUUGCUCCCCAGCAUUGCUUCCUGGUUCAUUAGCGGCUAUUCUUAUUUAUGGCAUAAGUGUCAUAUUGCAGCCAAUACAUUAAAAUCAGUUCAUCACAUUUGAUAUGUGUGAUAUUUUUGCCUUUUUAAUAUUAUUUACUUAAAAUGCAAUUAAGCGGA